AUGGACCAGGACAGGGUGAACAUUAUGCACCAGUACAGGGUGAAUAGUAUGGACCAGGACAGGGUGAACAGUAUGAACCAGGACAGGGUGAACAGUAUACGCCAGGACAGAGUGAACAGUAUGGAUCAGGACAUGGUGUACAGUAUGUACCAGGACAGUAUGAACAGUAUGGACCAGGGCAGGGUGAAUAGUAUGGACCAGGACAGGGCGAACAGUAUGACUAAUGACAGGGUGAACAGUAUGGACCAGGACAGGGGCAACAGUAUGGACCAGGAGAGGGUGAACAGUAUGGACCAGGACAGGGUGAACAGUAUACAGUCUGACAGUAUGAACAGUAUGUACCAGACCAGUGUGAACAGUAUACACCAGGACAGGGUGAACAGUAUGACCAGGACAAGGGUGAACAGUAUGGACCAGGACAUGGUGAACAGUAUGGACGAGGACAGGGUGAACAGUUUACAUAAGGACAGGGUGAACAGUAUGGACCAGGAAAGGGUGAACAGUAUGGACCAGGACAGGGUGAACAGUAUGGACCAGGACAUUGUGAACAGUAUGGACCAGGAGAGGGUGGACAGUAUACACCAGGACAGGGUGAACAGUAUGGACCAGGACAGAGUGAACACUAUAGACCAGGAAAUUGUAGAGAGUAUGGUCCAGGACAGGGUGAACAGUAUGGACCAGGACAGCGUCAACAGUGUGGAACAGGACAGGGUAAACAGUAUGGACCUUGACAGGGUGAUCAGUAUGGAGCACGACAGGGUGAACAGUAUGGACCAGGACGGGGUGAACAGUAUAGAGCAGGACAGGGUGAACAGUGUGGACCAGGACAGAGUGAACAGUAUGGACCAGGACAGGGUGAACAGUAUAAACAAGGACAGGGUGAACAGUAUUGACCAGGACAGGGUGAACAGUAUGGACCAAGACAGGGGUGAACAAUAUGGACCAGGACACGGUGAACAAUAUGGACCAGGACAGGGUGAACAGUAUGGAAUAGGACAGGGUGAACAGUAUGGACCAGGACAGGGUGGACAGUAUGUAAAAGGACAGGGUGAACAGUAUGGUCCAGGACAGUAUGAACAGUAUACACCAGGACAGGGUGAACAGUAUGGACCAGGACAGGGUGAACAGUAUAGACCAGGAAAUUGUGAAGAGUAUGUUCCAGGACAGGGUGAACACUAUGGACCAGGACAGCGUCAACAGUAUGGAACAGGACAGGGUGAACAGUAUGGACCAGGACAGGGUGAACAAUAUGGACCAGGACAGGGUGAACAUAUGGACCAGGACAGCGUGAACAGUAUGGACCAGGACAGGGUGGACAGUUUGUAA
Messenger RNA from Schistocerca gregaria, 1326 nucleotides. RefSeq names its product nipped-B-like protein B. The transcript has 3 exons. Bases 1 to 1326 code for a protein of 441 amino acids. The record is from RefSeq and is a predicted model, not a curated record. NCBI's taxonomy places the organism in Eukaryota, Metazoa, Arthropoda, Insecta, Orthoptera, Acrididae.